Molecule: messenger RNA, 2472 nt
Organism: Panicum virgatum (switchgrass)
Lineage: Eukaryota; Viridiplantae; Streptophyta; Magnoliopsida; Poales; Poaceae
Product: putative nuclease HARBI1
Exons: 3
Coding region: 10-864 (284 amino acids)
Source: RefSeq, a predicted model, not a curated record
UUGGUACAGAUGUCUCGUGAUCGUGCUAACUGGGAUGACCGUAAGUUGUCCCUGAUGCUUGACCUUGUGGCUAAGCAGAAACAACUAUGCCAUUGGGGAGAGAAAGGCCCUACCUCCAUCGGCUGGACUAAUAUUUAUCGUUCCUUCAACAAUUCCACUAAAUUGGGAUACAGCAAGAAACAGAUCCAAAACAAGUUCAACGAACUCAAAAGAUUGUACUUCAACUGGCGCGACGGGUGCAAACACACUGGCCUAGGCCGUGACCCGGAGACCGGUGAGGUGGCAGUUGACCCCGUUUGGUAUGCGGCUGUCCAUGGGGAAAGUUAUGAACCAGCUGGUGAUAAGUACAAACGUCCGCCAUUCUGUGAACAAUUGUUCUCGCUUUUCGGACACACCCCCCGUGAUAGGGGCGAGUUGUAUUCAGCUGGUGGACAUGGUAUGGACCAAACCUCUAGUGGUGACAGCCCUCGGACUCCUCAGGAUUUGUCCAAUGAGCCUGUAAGAUCCCGAAGUGAUGGUCAGUGCUCCAAACGAUCCACCAGGGAGCAUUCAGUUUGCAGCCCAAUUAAAAAGAAGAGUAGCCAGACGCCCUCCCUUGAUGACUGCCUUGAAGACCUCGACAAUAUCAUCAAGGACGCGAAGGAGCGCAAGUCCCGUCAUAUCACUGAAGCCGAGGAGAUAGCCCAAGUCAAUCAGAUUUUGAAAGAGGAUGGGUACAACGAGAGCGAUAUAUUUUUUGCCCAGGCCUUGAGUCUUUGCACCCACAGGCUGCAUCGUAGGGCUUUCCUGGGUUUGGUGACCAAAGAAGGGCGGUACAACUAUGUCAAGGUUACUUUGGACAUGAUGAGCAUGAAGUCCAAGUGAUCCAAACAAACAAUGCUGUUGCGUGGCCGUCGUGUGUAUCUGUUUUCGUAAUUCCAGUGUUGCGUACUUCCAGUCAUGGUUGUUGUACUACAGACCGUUUUAUGAACUUUGGUUGCUGCUCAAUGUUUGUGUUGUGUUAUAAACUUUGGUUCAUAAUCAAUGUUUGUGUGCUGAACAGACUAUGUGAGCUGCACUACCUGGCUAUGUGUUAUAAAUUAUUCCUUCACAAUGUUGUUAUAAAUUAUUCCUUCACUAUGUUGUUAACUGUUUUCUUGCCAUUUUGAGUUGCAGAUGGACAGCAGCGAGCAAUCGUCGCCUAGUGGGUCUUCUACCGACAGCCACGACGUUAAGAACUUGGCUGCAGCAGCUGAGGUGUUGAGAAGGAUUAAAGCAAUCCUCAGGAUGCAGCCACCUUUGGUAAAUCCUCCUUGUCCCAUAACCAAGCUGACUGGAGCUCAAUGGAUGAAAUUGAGUCUUGAUGACCCUACUAAAUGCAUAGAUAAUUUACGUAUGUCUCGUGAUGCUUUUCUGAACUUGCAUGACCGCUUACUUUCAUAUGGGCUGAAAAGUACAAAAGAUUGUGGUUCCAUGGAAGCUUUAGGUUUAUAUAUCUGGACUUGUGCACACGGGGCUGGUGUUAGAGAAUGCAGGGAUAGAUUCGAAAGGUCUUUAGAUACAAUUAGUAGGAAGACUUCUAAGCUGGCAGAGAUUAUGUUUAGGUGGGCACAGACUGUACUAGUUCCAGCCGAUAGGCACUAUACACAAGUGAGCAGCGAACUUGCGGAAUAUGCACCAUGGUUUGAUGGAUGCAUAGGUGCUAUAGAUGGCACUCACAUACCGGUGGAAGUGAAUCAAGAAGCCAGAGUUGACUUCAUUAAUAGGGACGGAGAAGUUUCGAUUAAUGUUUGCGCCAUAGUGGACAUGCAUGGCCGAUUCACCUAUGUGGGAGCCGGGAAGGCGGGUGCAUGUCAUGAUAUGGCGGUUCUCCAAGAUUGUCAGGCGGAUCAAAGAUUCCCGCAUCCACCACCAGGCCGGUACUACCUGGCGGACUCGGGUUAUAUGGAGCAGCAAGGGUACAUGACUCCUUUCCGGGAUACUAGGUACCAUAGGUCACAUUUUAGGGGUGUUGAUGUUCGCACAUUAGAUCGUCACGAGAAAUUUAACUACAUUCACUCCAAGCUGCGCAAUAUCAUUGAAAGGAGGUUUGGGCAUUUGAAAGAGCGGUGGCAUAUCCUGGAAGGGGUUCCAUUCUUCAGGAGGGAAAAACAAGCAUGGAUUAUCAUAUCAUGCUUUGCAAUGGAGAAUUAUCUGUGGCUGCGUCAAUAUGGAGAUGGUUCAACUUACGAUCCGUCGGAGUGGGUGGCGAUGAAUACUGCAACUAAUACCUCAGAAUUGAGGGAGUUAGUUUCUGCUGCUGUGUGGCCGGCAUGAUUUAUGAUUUGUUGCUGGUGACUGGACUCUGAAUGUGGUAUUAUUAUGUGAACAACCAGAACGGACUUGUGGUUUGGCGCCAUGUAUGAAACUGAUGUUGAUUGAGGAUUUUUUUAAUUCUUAAUGUUGAUCAGUUAAUUGUUAAUGUUGAAUGGUCGAAUUAGUAGUUUGUUGGUC